AGACUAAUUUAGAAUAUGCAAAAAUUAUAGCAAUUACAGCAAACUUAAUUAAUGGCAAAAACAAAAAAACAAUAAAGUGAAGAGGGACGUAAGAAAACAUAAGAACAAUAAAGAUGGAUUAAGUAAUAAGAGACUUAGAACUUGAAAAUUAAGAAACUUGAAUUAGAGAGACAAAUACAGUAAUAAAGAGAAUCUGAACUAAUUAAGAAUAUUGUCAGAUACAAAAAACUCAAAUAAUAAAGAGCAUAAUCAUAAAUGAAAAUGAGAAUUAGAUAAAAUUCUAAUGAAGAACUUAGAAAUAAGGAAUAUUCUUAAUUAUUAGAGGUUGAAUGUCAAAAAAGAAUAUAGACAGAAUAAUCUAUUCGCAAAUUAGAGUAGAAGGAAUAAUUAUUGAUUUAAGAACUAUAAACAUCAUAAUAGUUGAGUUCGACAUACUCACGUUAAUUAGUAUUAUUCUUUAUUAAUUUUAGGAUCCUAGAAACAUUACCAAAAUUAGAGCAAAGUCUUACUUUCUCUGA
This is a messenger RNA of Paramecium primaurelia, 518 nucleotides long. The record is from the annotation of a GenBank genome assembly. Lineage: Eukaryota; Ciliophora; Oligohymenophorea; Peniculida; Parameciidae.